GGCGGGGGACGCGCCGCCACGUUGUCUCUUCCUUCUUUUCGCCCCCUUCCCCAGCUCUGGGCCUCGCUGAAGUAGCCUCGGAGUCCCGGCUCGAGCUGGGCGGGAAGGCGCGGUGGCCCGCGUCGUCGCCCGCCUGCCCCCGCGCCCUCCCUGCCUGGCCGCGCCCCUGCGACCAGGUGACCCAAUGACAACAGAAAAUGAAAGGCAUUAAGAAAAGUCCUGCAGAGGAAUCUCUGUACCUGGAGUACUCUCACCAGACAGAAGGAUGCAUCUUUCCUCUCCAUACAUCUGUAACGUUGUUUUUAUUAUCAUACUGUGAAUGCAAGGUCUUUAACGUUUGCUUAGUCCUUCCUGGAGAAAGUACAGAUUCUUCAGAUACUUCAUUCCUAAAAGAGGCACUGCCCCAGGACCUGGAAAUACAGGUUAUCUCAAAGCAGGCGCUCCCUCCAAUCGUCCAGAGUUGCUGUUUGCCUGCGGUGGUAGAUCACCCUGAUGUUUUCUGUAGAGCAGGACUUGCUGUUGUCCUAAGACACAUAAUCCAAAAGUCCUAUGAAGCUGAGCCCUCAAGAAAGGAAAUUUUGGAACUUCUGGGUUUUAAAAAGACUUGUUUGAAAGCCUGUGCUGAAGUUAGUCAGUGGACCAGGCUCUGUGAACUCACCAUCCCUUUGGCUGUUGAGAAUUUUCUCCAAGAGUCCUCUGAACAUCCCCCGACUAUCCCUGAAGAAAUCCUAGAGCUCGAGAGGAAGCUCAGCGAGCCUGUCAGAGUACACAAUGAUGACAAACUCCGGAGACAGAAGCUGAAACAACAGAAGGCUGCUGGCAGUGAGCCUCCCUCUGGGAAGGGGAAAGCAAAGAGCAAGGCAGGUGCACAGAAGAUACCCAAAGACUCAGCUGCUUCCUCCAAGAGUCUGGAACUGAAGGUGGCCUUCUCAAAGCUCACAGUGCAAGAAGAUGCAGCUGCUAGCCACAGGGAGCCUUCUCACAUCAGGAAAGCAAAAGCUGCCGACCUUCCGCCUCUGGAGCACGUGUUUGCAGAAGGACUGUACUUCACGUUGGCAGACAUCGUGCUUUUGCCCUGUGUUCACCACUUUUUGGUAAUUAUCUGCAAGAAAUUUUCAGAGAAGCUGCAAGAGUUUCCACUACUAACCUCUUGGUAUCAGAGGAUUCAGGAAGUGCCAAAAGUCAAAACAGCAGCUUCUAAGUGUGGGAUCUACUUUCUGAAUUUACCAGAGUUGCUGAAUUCUGCAAGGGAACAACCUGUGAAUCCUAAUGAAGAAGCCGCUGUAGAUGAGCAAAAUGACCCUUUAUUUAUAGGAGGACCAAGACCGACUAUGACCAAGUUGAUGGAAAAAGGCAUUGAAGCGAUGUUUUCUCCGCACCCUUGUCCUGCUUGGACCCUUGACUGGAGCAGUCUUCCUGCUGCUGUCAGCCCGAAGGAAGGUAAGAUGUCUACUGACCGAGCUCUGAGGAAACAGCAGCAGUUAAACAAUCUUGUCUACCUGGUGCUGAGUCAAGCCAAACCUGGGGACAGAAUUGUGGACUUCUGCAGUGGCGGGGGCCAUGUUGGAAUUGUUCUUGCCCACAUGCUGCCCUCAUGCCAGGUUAUAUUAAUAGAGAACAAGGAAUUAUCAUUAAUCCGUGCUAAGAAGAGAAGUGACGAACUUGGUUUAAGCAAUAUUUGGUUCAUUCAAGCAAAUAUGGAGUAUUUCACAGGAAUGUUUAACAUUGGGGUGGCCUUACACGCUUGUGGAGUGGCAACAGACAUGGUGAUCGAGCACUGCAUCCAAACACGGGCUUCCUUCAUCACAUGCCCCUGCUGUUACGGGUUCAUUCAGAACACAUCCAAGUUUAAUUUCCCAAAAAGUGAAAAAUUCAAGAAAACUUUAUCAUACAAGGAACACAUGCUCCUCUGCAGAUUUGCCGAUCAGACAGCUGUCCAGCUUCCACCCGAGAGGAGACUCAUAGGGAAACAGUGCAUGGGCCUGGUGGAUCUGGACAGAGCAACAGCAGCAGGAGAACACGGCUACUCUGUUCAAGUGAUCUCUAUGGAGCCAGAGAGCUGCUCUCCCAAAAACAACAUGAUUGUAGGUGUCCCCAUGUAGAAGGGCACUCACACAUGGUGCUCUGCCAUUGGCUCCAUGAGGAGAGCCCGGGGAGGUUCAGGGAGCUGUUGUUGUGUUCCUGGAAGCAGCACUGAGCAUGCUGGGCCUGCUGGGAAUUCUGCAGGAAGACCUUGGGAGAGGGAUGCUCUGCUGUGUGCGCAGAAGGAUAACAGGCUUCCAAGAGGGGAUUCCCCGAAGCCUUAGCCGCCAAAAGAGUCGUUCUCAGUGGCCAAGUUUCCCUCCGCAGAACCAUUUCCUCCCACUUCCCUGAUCAUGUCAGUGGAAUAUUCAACCCAGACUAUGACCUCACAGCCUUCACUUUAUAAUCUUUAGAUAUUCAUACUUGGUGACCAGAACUAAACUCAAGGUUGUGGUUUUUAUAGUUUUAACAAUGUAUCUUUUCUAUAGAUUUUUUAAAUUCUAGAAUGGUAAAUUUGGUGUUUUUUUUUUUAAUCUGACAUCGGUUGAUCUGCAUAUCAUGUACUAUCCUCCUUUUAAAUAUAUGUCCCAUAAAUUAACAAAUAAGUUUACUGCUUGUUCAAAGACUUCACCUAAAA
This is a messenger RNA of Mus pahari (shrew mouse), 2659 nucleotides long. RefSeq names its product glutathione S-transferase C-terminal domain containing (gene Gstcd). The record is from RefSeq and is a predicted model, not a curated record. NCBI's taxonomy places the organism in Eukaryota, Metazoa, Chordata, Mammalia, Rodentia, Muridae. The coding region runs from base 198 to 2102 and encodes 634 amino acids. The transcript has 12 exons.